Molecule: messenger RNA, 6768 nt
Organism: Trematomus bernacchii (emerald rockcod)
Lineage: Eukaryota; Metazoa; Chordata; Actinopteri; Perciformes; Nototheniidae
Exons: 7
Coding region: 1-6768 (2255 amino acids)
Source: RefSeq, a predicted model, not a curated record
AUGGAAACGAAAGCAAAGUUGGAGCUGAAGCAGAGGGCUCCUGCCUCCAAGAAAACCCUGGCAAAGCGACAGGGGGAGGCAGCUCCCAUUGUUGUGGAGGUGAUUUUACGGCCACCUACCAGUAGAGGGACAGUUGCUGUGGAGCAGCAGGAGGAGCCAUUGCCGGGGUUGGAGCCAUUGCCAGGAGUGGAGCCAUUUCCAGGGGUGGAGCCAUUUCCAGGAGUGGAGCCAUUUCCAGGAGUGGAGCCAUUGCCCCGCGCAGAGCCAUCACUGAGCGUGGAGCCAUCAUCCAGCAAGGAGCCAUCAUCCAGCAAGGAGCCAUCAUCCAGCAAGGAGCCAUCACCCAGCGUGAUAGUGGAUGUUGAUGAGGACAACGGAUGCAGAACAGGUAAGGGCUAUGCUUGCAUGUGUUCAGAAAAAGUGCAGCUGGCUGUUGUCGCAGGGACUGUUGUGAGGUAUGCAUCCGUUUCUGACAAUAAAAUAUCUGUUGCAUGUUCUAUAGCGGCUGCGAUCAAACAUUUGAUUGCGCCUGUGUGUUCGUGGAGCAGUACAGAUAUCGAUGCCAUACGUGUUGCAGGGUCAAAGCUUAACUCGUUUGUAUUAGGGGAAGCCCAUAAAAUGAAUGUAAAGCCAAAGAACUUGUGCAGGUUGGUUGAGCAGACCAGUGUGUUUGGACGUAAGUGGAACGUCAAUAUGGGUCUGCCAGUGUACGGCGAAUUGAAUUUGUCUGAAGGGGAACAGGUAUUGUCGGAGAAGCUGCUUGAACACUUAUCCAGGGAUGGCAUGUGUCUGUUUAGCCUAAAUUCCGCAGCCAGUGUCAUUAUUCAACACAAUGACUGUAUUGUGGUCGUUGAUUGUGGCACACGUGCUGCGUCUGGGUUAGCAUCCAGUUAUGGCACAUCUGUAGCCGUGUUCAACACAUGUCUUAAUGACCUGAUGUUUUACAUCAGGAAUCUCAAUAAUUCAUUGAAUGCACAGAAGUUUAGCAUUACAAGACUUUCUGUGAAAGCAGCUGAAGUUAAUUCGGAGACGGCUAGAGUCAUUGAUGGGGAUAUGGGGUGUGUCAGGGGAACAUUCAGUCAGGGUGAUCAACGCUUUAAAUAUGCAGGACUUCAGUGCAUGGCUGUCAGUUUGGUAGGCAUAGCCAAACACAACAUUGACAGCGUGUUUACAUGGCAGACCGACAACCUGGAUAAAGUUGUUGUACUUGGUGACAAUCUGUACACCUCCCUGCGUGACCAACAAGGUAUCAGUGGAGGAUACAGUCUACUUUCGAUUCCAGAUCUGCCCAAGGAGACCAUUAUCGACGGACAAAGAUUUCUGUUUCAAUACAGUGACUUUGUGUCUGGAGAUGUGGAUGUGGUUGAGGGUGAUAACAUUGAUCAGGGUGUGCAAACCACUUUAAAAUACGCACUGGAAAGCAUGUGUAGUAAAUAUGACACAUGCUUUCUGACAAUGAAUGGCGCUACAUGUGCCAUCAUUGGUCAAGGUGGACACUACGCAGUGGUCGACUCCCAUGCACGCAGUGCGUCUGGGAUGAGCGAUGGCGAGGGGCGUAGUGUUGUUCUGUAUUUCAGAGGCCUUGAACACGUGUUUGAAUACAUAUGGACAUUUGCAGCGUUCCUCAAGAAGUCUCAAAAACAGUUUGAGAUCGCUGGUGUCCGAGUCACUCACAUAGGCCCAAUUGAAAGCAGUAAUCUGUCUUUGGGUCCAAGAGUGACUCCCAAAACAACAGAGACUGAUUUGGGUUGUAGUUCAACUAUUCAGUCCACACUUGGCUGCACCAACAUUCAGAUGGGUGCAAAGCGUAAGAUUCGUAAGGGAUCUUCUGCUUGCAAAAAAUUAAAAAAGAGUGAUGUUACCGCAGAUAAUUCAGACGUUGCUUUUGUCAAAGAAGUAAGAAGUGGACGACUGCAGUUUAAUCCUCUUAGUCAUCAACUUGCACAAGCUCUUUGUGAGCAGUUACAUGUGCAUUCAGAAAAAGUAGAUUUUGUGUCUACACAAAUUGGUUUAAUAGGGGCUCCAUGUCUCAAUGAAAAAAUAGAGGGUGACGGAAACUGUUUCUUUAGAGCAGUGAGUCAAGCUGUGUGUGGUACACAAAGGCAUCACACAAUAAUUAGGCGUGCAGUGGUUCAUCAAAUGCAGAGCAAUGCUGUGCCUUAUGAGCGUAUUUUGACCUCCUCCAUGUCAGAAUACCUCAGCACAUCCAAAAUGCGGGAAGUUGGCAGUUGGGCAACAGAAUUAGAAAUUCAAGCAGCAGCAGAUGCGUUUGGAGUUAAUAUAUUCACAUAUUGUGAUCCACGCUGGCUAAAAUAUAGUUGCGAGAAUGGGCAGUUGUCUAAUCAGGGGGUUUAUUUGGAAAACCGCAAUGGUAAUCAUUAUGAGACUGUUGUGUGUGUAAAACAACCUAAUUUGCAGAGUUGUUAUGGGUAUUGCAAAUUUGACACUUCUUGUCCAAGACUGUACAAUGUCAGACGGACAACUAGGGGCAAAAGGAGGGUUACCGAACAAACGCAUGGUACAUCGUCUGCUGGGGACACAGAUUGUGUGGAAAAGAGUGAUGUAAGUAAAAUCACUCUUGAAUUUAAUCCUUUGUGCAAUGAAGUGGCAAAAACACUUUGCACAAAGUGUAAUAUAGACUUUGAAAAGCAGGAUGUACAGGGACCUACAGUAACUGGGUCCCUAGGUGUGGUCUGUAAGACCGAAAAAAUUAAAGAGGACGCCAAUAGUUUCUUCGGAGCGGUAGCUCAUGUUCUCAGUGGUUCUCAGAAGAGCCAUCGAAAGAUUAGAAAGACUGUUGUGAAGCAUAUGAUGAAUCACGCAGAACAAACUAAAGUAGUUGGGGGAUCUGCUUCAAUUUCAGACUACAUUGAGAAGUCUCGGAUGAAGUAUGUAGGACAUUGUGCCACAGAUGUAGAAAUCCAAGGGACAGCAAAUGCUCUUGGAGUGGACAUUUUUAUCUGCAGUGGGGAAAAAUGGCUCAAAUACACUUGUAAUUGUGCAAUGCUUUCAAAAGAAAAAAUAUACUUGAAACAUUGUGAUAAAAAUCAUUUUGAGCCAGUGGUUUGUAUCAAACCUUACGAUGAACAAAGGUGCUUUGAAUUGUGUAAAGUGGGGGGUUUGUCAGAGACACGGUCUAUGCGUAGCAGUGUCGAUAUCUGUACUGGGAAGGGUGGGGUUAAAGACAAUGCAGAGAGUGUUGCAAACAGCUGGAGUCGUAGGCGUUCAACAUUUUUAAAAAAGAAAUACAGCUCAAAAAAGAAACUGUAUUAUAAACGAAACACAGGGUACCAGCAAACGAUUAGGGAUGCGUCCAUGAAAAAGUAUAGUGAUGCAGAUUAUCAAGAGAUAGUAAGAGUCGGUCUUAGAAAAAGGUAUUUCGAGGAUGAUGAUUACAAACUCAGAGCAAUUGAAAAAGAUCAGGUUAGAUACCAUGAAGACCCAUUGCAAAAUCAGAUGAGGAAGGAUUUGAGUAAAACAUUAAGCAAACAGAACUAUAGACUAAAAGUUUUACAUAGAGAGAAAGUUAUAGCAUUUAACAAACGUAAAUAUAGGCAAAAUAAAUUGCAUAGAAAGAAAGUAAAAUCCAUGACUUCAAAAAGGUAUCAUGGUAAUCCAGAUUAUAAGAAGCGAGUAACAGCUAGCAACAAAUUGAAGAGGCAACAAAUGCUAAAAAAUAGACAGGUAUUUGAUAUUGUGAUGCAGCAGUUUUUGGCCAAAGUUAAGAAUGGACCCGUUUUUGUUUGUAGCUGCUGCGAGAGGUUGUUAUUUGAAUCGCAUGCCUUGCACUGUAAAAAAGACAAAUAUAAGAAUCAAGAAUUAGCUAAUAAAUGCAUCAGAGACACAUAUUUACACACAUGUACUGAUGACUGUGAAGUACCCUGUGUUUGGAUUGAUAUUGGGAGAGGGCAGUCUUGGAUCUGCAGCAACUGUGAUAAGAAACUUAAGAGAGGUGUGAUGCCACCUGAAUGUGUUCUCAAUAAUUUGGCAGGAGACCCCAUUCCCCCAGAAUUGGCUUGUUUGAACAGCAUAGAGCAGCAUUUAAUUGCCAAAAAUAUACCAUUUAUGAAGAUGGUGGCAUUGCCCAAAGGUGGGCAAAAUGGAGUUCACGGACCGGUGACGUGUGUUCCAGCCAAUAUAGUCCAAACUACAAAUUUGCUCCCCCGCUCAAGGAUGGAAGGUUCCAUCUUGCGAAUAAAGUUAAAGCGUAGAUCGACCUACAAAGGUCAUUAUAAAUUUCAAUUUGCAGACCCAAUGCACAUAAUGCGGGCAUUACAAUAUUUAAAAAGAAACAAUAAGCACUAUAGGGAUAUUGAAUUUAAUAAAAGUUGGUAUAACGAGUUUUGUAGGGAGGAGGAAGAGAAUGAACAAACCCACACCAAGGAAACAUCAUCAGAGGCUGCUGAGGAACAGCCAUGUUUGUUUCAGGACAUGGAUUUGAUGGCUGUGGAUACUGAUCUGGAAAUUGCAGAUCAGUUUUCAGAUAGAGAACUGAACAUGGCCCCAGCAGAAGGCAAUAGUCCUGCAAAAGAAAGUUCAUUCAUUCCUGUAAGGGUUCCCGAGUUUGAGGAACUUGAUGACGCUCUGCUUAAUGAGUUUUGGAGGGAACGGGAUGAUGACUUUGUAGACAAUCCGACCUUGAUGGAUUUGCCAACUAAUGAAACGUCUGAUGCUAAUGCUGAUGAUGAGCUUUUACACGACAGGCAACAGCAUUGCAUGUUUCAGGACACAUGUCUGAUGCCUGUUGAUAUUGGACAGGAAGUGUUGGAUCAAUAUUUUGAUAGUACAUUAAAUGUCGCUCCAGCAGAGGGUAAUAGUCCUGUGAGGCUGUUAGCAGACAUUUCCAACGAAGCAAAAUGCUUUCCUGUAUUGUUCCCACUGGGCAUUAACACCUACCGUGAUUCGAGGCCCCGCAAGAUAACAUUAGCACGCUAUUUGAAUAUGCGUGUUUUAAAUGCUGAUGUUAGGUUUGCACAAAAUAUAGAAUACAUUUUUUAUGCUCAGUAUUUGUCUGAGGUGCAACAGGUAUUGUCCAGUGUGUCUAUUGCAUUGCGAAAAGGCAAAGCAGGCUUUCCAUCCAAACCGAUAGAAGAUAAUUUGUUGAAUCAGGAAACCAUAAGAAAACUGUUGAAAUUUGAUGAUGGCUUUCGUUUUCUCUCACCUAUUAGAGGUACUCCAGCAUUUUGGCAGCGCGCACAGAGUGACCUCCUCGCUUGUGUGCGUCAACUUGGUGUGCCUACCUGGUUUUGUUCAUUCUCUUCGGCUGAUCUUAGGUGGGCAAAUUUACUCGACGCUAUUUUAAAACAGGAAGGUAGAACACAGACCGCUGAAGAUUUAGAUUGGGCAGACAGAUGUGAACUCUUGCGUCGUAAUCCUGUGACAGCGGCCAGGAUGUUUGACUAUAGAUGGAAUUGUUUUUUGAAAGAAGUACUUAUGUCCCCUUCACACCCAAUUGGCAAGAUUGUAGAUUAUUUCUAUCGCGUGGAAUUUCAGCAGCGUGGCUCACCUCAUGUGCAUUGCUUGUUUUGGAUUGAGAAUGCACCCAAAAUUGAUAAGAAUACAGAUGAAGAGGUGAUUCAAUUCAUCGACACAUAUCUGACAUGUGAAUUACCAUCACAAGAUGAGCCGUUAAAGGACAUUGUGACAUCUGUGCAACAGCAUUCCAAAAGACAUUCUAAAACGUGUAAGAAAAAUAACACUGUUUGUCGAUUUAAUUUCCCCCGGCCAGCUACUGCUAGUACAUUUAUAUGUCGCAGCAGUGAAGAUCAAUGCUUAGCAGAAUGUAGCUGUAACUUGACACCAUGCGAGUGUGUAAAAUUAGAGUCUUUGGCCGAAAAAAAGGAGAAGAAGGAGUUUGCAGUUAAAAUUCUGAACUCCGUCAAAAAGGCUCUUUCAGACGAAAAAGUAAUAUUUGAAAGCCUGGAACAAUUAUUUGAAAGUCUGGGGAUUAAUCAAGCGAUCUUCGAGGCUGCUUACAAAUUGGUUGGUAGAAAGACACACGUUGUAUUGAAAAGACAAAUUGGCGAAGUCUGGAUUAAUCAAUACAACAAACUACUGUUAAAAUGCUGGAAUGCCAAUAUGGACAUUCAGUAUGUGGUCAAUGCCUAUGCAUGUGUUGUCUAUAUAAUUUCCUACAUCUCCAAGGCAGAAAAGGAAAUGGGAUUAUUAUUGGGUAAUGCACAUAAAGAAGCAUCACAGCAGGGCAAUCUAGAUGCCAAGGAUGCAUUUAAAAAGUUAGGGAGUGUGUAUUUACACAACCGAGAUGUGUGUGCCCAAGAGGCAGUCUACAGAUUGACACACAUGUCCCUGAAGACAUGCUCUCGCUUGGUCCAAUUUGUGCCAACAGGGAAAAAUACAAUUAAAAUAAGUAGGCCAUUAAGUGUGUUAAAACAGAUGGCAGAUUCAAAUAGUCUAACCACAGACAACAUGUGGAUGACCGGUUUCGUCAAAAAUCGGCCAAAUGACGCGGUUUUUAAUAAUAUGUGUUUGGCAACAUUCGCAUCCGAAUACAGGGUUAUGUCACAGAGUGAAAGUCUCAAAAAUGCCAUCGAACUCCAAAAUAAUUUCGGGUUUAUUAUUAAAAGAACGCGAACAAAAGCAGCAGUUGUGCGUUAUGCAAAAUUUUCCAAAACAAAGUCUCCAGAAUUGUUUUUCUACAGCAAUUUCCAAUUGUUUCUGCCGAAAAUCAGAGACAGGGUUGGCUUGAAGGUGUUCACUGGUAGUGAAUUUCACUUCAUCAACACACCUUACCAGAUUCAUCUCCACUAA